Lottia gigantea (owl limpet) is the source of this 309-nucleotide messenger RNA. RefSeq lists its product as hypothetical. Lineage: Eukaryota; Metazoa; Mollusca; Gastropoda; Lottiidae. The record is from RefSeq and is a predicted model, not a curated record. The transcript is spliced from 3 exons. The coding region runs from base 1 to 309 and encodes 102 amino acids.
AUGGUAGUUUUAGUUUAUUGUAAUUCUAAAUAUGUCUUGAAACUAUUUGAAAGUAACCAACAUGAAUUCCGACCUGGUGGAAAUGAUUAUUGUUUACAUAUGAAUACUGCAGAGUCAUAUUUGGAACUGGAUUCUUGUACUUACACUGUACAACAGAAAUUUAUCUGGAGAGAAAAGGGUACCAUUAUCCAGCUGUUGAAUCCAGGAACAGGUAAAUGUCUGUAUCCAAAUACUAAUGAUGAAGAUUCUACACUUCAAGUUGGUUAUUGUACAUUAGAUAUGAAUGUAGAUUUUGCCAUGAUUAAAUAG